UUGCACAAACAAACACUCGAAAACACUUUUUCUUGAACUUUCUUUCUUCUAUAAAUUCUUACUCCUUAACCAUUUCAAAGCCCCCUCUUCUCUCCUCCUUCUCCUCCUCUCUCUCUCUCGAAGAUAUCGUCUUCUACUUUCUUCCUUUCUUCUUCUUCUGUUUUCUUCAAAGAUUCAUCGUUAAAGAUCUCAUCUUCUGCUAGAAAUAAUUAGAAAAAAAAAAAGAAGGAAAAAAACCAUUGAUGCUUAAUCAGCAGUUGUUGGUGUUUGAGACACAUGUCUCCGAUUAUACUCAGUGAGAUCUUUCUCUCUGGGUUUAUGUUAAAUUCCACAAUCAGGCGCAGGACCCAUCUUGUUCAAUCUUUCUCUGUUGUCUUCCUUUACUGGCUUUACUACGUCUCAUGAUUCCCUGAAAACUCAUAAUUAAUAUUUUAGAAUCUAUACGCAUAACUUAAACACACAAAAACCCUUGUUUCCAUCUAAUCUUUCUUCUUCGUUUUUCGUCCUCUGGGUCCUGUCCUGUCCUGCUCUGUUCUGUUCUGUUUUUGGUUUCCCUAAAAAAAAACCCAUUUUUAAUAUCUGAUCUCUCUUCUCGCAAGAUAUAAGGCUUCUUUGUUUUGUUUUGUUUUCUGUGUGUGUGUUACUUGAUGGAAUCGUCGUCGUCAGGAACAACUUCGUCGACGAUUCAAUCGUCAUCAGGGUCAGAGGAGAGUCUCAUGGAGCAGAGGAAACGUAAGCGGAUGCUCUCAAACCGUGAAUCUGCUAGGAGAUCUAGGAUGAAGAAACAGAAGCUCCUCGACGAUCUGACGGCUCAGGUUAACCAUCUGAAAAAAGAGAACAGCGACAUCGUGACAAGUGUCAGCAUCACAACGCAGCACUACCUGACCGUUGAAGCAGAGAACUCUGUUCUCAGAGCUCAGCUCGAUGAGCUUAACCACAGGCUCCAAUCUCUCAACGACAUCAUCGAGUUCCUCGACAGCAGCAACAACAACGGCAUGUGUUCAAACCCUCUGGUUGGUUUGGAGUGUGAUGAUUUCUUCGUGAAUCAGAUGAACAUGUCUUAUAUGAUGAACCAGCCUCUCAUGGCGUCUUCUGAUGCUCUACUCUAUUAAAUGUGGACCUAAACACAAAACAAAACAAAAACAAAACCUCGAAGUUACAAACAUGGGGGCCGUUUUGUUUUGUCCGAUUUAAAGACAUGUCCAAAGGGAGAGAGAGAUCUUAUUAUAUAAAAAUGGGUCUGUUGUUCGAUUAUUUCCAUUACAAAUUUUGUGUUUGGUUGGGUCCGUUUUAGGCGUUAGGUAAUCUCAGCAUGAUCAUCGUUAUGAGUGUGUUUGUAAUAAAGGCUCUGUUGCCGCAUGAGUACAAAGUGUCUUCUUAAUAUUGUAAUCUGCGUAUUAGAAUAUUAUAUUACUUUAUUUUUAGUUUUA
Capsella rubella is the source of this 1430-nucleotide messenger RNA. RefSeq names its product bZIP transcription factor 11. Gene Ontology annotation, biological process: positive regulation of DNA-templated transcription. Gene Ontology annotation, cellular component: nucleus. Lineage: Eukaryota; Viridiplantae; Streptophyta; Magnoliopsida; Brassicales; Brassicaceae. Gene Ontology annotation, molecular function: transcription cis-regulatory region binding; DNA-binding transcription factor activity. The coding region runs from base 648 to 1112 and encodes 154 amino acids. The record is from RefSeq and is a predicted model, not a curated record. The transcript has a single exon.